This is a messenger RNA of Cylindrotheca closterium, 1521 nucleotides long. Lineage: Eukaryota; Bacillariophyta; Bacillariophyceae; Bacillariales; Bacillariaceae. The record is from the annotation of a GenBank genome assembly.
AUGUUUAGGAACGCGUUGCGGUCAUCAUCCACCACCGCCGCCAUGGCGGCAGGUGCAGCUGCUGCUUUCACGGGAGCUAACUUCAUGUCAAGUCAAGGAGGCUCCGAGAAGGUGUCAGAAUGUGCUGAUAACACAAUUGUUGGCUUGUUGCAAGGUUUGACUCGCAAGGUGUCGAAUAUUGAGGCCGUCUUGGGAACCCUUGAGACGAAGCCACCUGCCCCAAAGAAGCAUGGUAUUGAUAUUGUCUUGGGAGCCCAGUGGGGAGACGAAGGAAAAGGAAAGCUUGUUGACAUGCUAAGUCAAGAAUACGAUGUGUGUGCUCGCGUCGCUGGAGGAUCGAAUGCUGGUCACACUAUUGUUGUAGAUGGCGUCAAAUACAAGUUCCAUUUGCUUCCCAGUGGAAUUUUGAACCCAGAAGCAACUUGCAUAAUCGGAAACGGAGUGGUUAUCCAUUUACCUUCUUUCUUGAAGGAAUUGGAGACUCUUGAAACACAAGGAAUCAACUACAAGGGCCGAGUCUUCAUUUCUGAUCGCGCUCAUAUGGUUUUUGAUUUCCAUCAAGCAGUUGAUGGAGCUCUCGAACAACGACUUGGUAGAAACAAGAUUGGAACUACCAAGAAGGGAAUUGGUCCGGCGUACGCUUCCAAGAUCUCUCGUAAUGGAGUUCGUGUUGGAGAUCUCAAAAACUGGGAAUACUUUGAAGAGAGAUUCCGUGCAUUGGCAGAGCAUCACAUGAGAUCGUACGAGGGGCUUGAGGUCGAUAUCGAAGGAGAAUUGGCUUACUACAAGUCCAUCUCAGAGCGAAUCUGCGGAAUGACUCGUGAUACCAUCGGCCUUACCAACAAGAAAUAUAGUGAGGGAAAGAAGAUCUUGGUUGAGGGAGCCAAUGCGACAAUGCUUGACAUUGACUUUGGAACCUAUCCUUUUGUGACAUCUUCCAACCCAUCGAUUGGAAGUGUACUCACCGGACUUGGAGUCAGCCCGCGAAAACUACAUGGAAUCUACGGAACUGUCAAGGCCUACUGCACCCGUGUUGGAGAAGGCCCAUUCCCCACUGAGUUGGAUAUUUCUGUGGGAAUUGGUCACCAUUUGGCAACUGUUGGAUGCGAAAUUGGAACCACGACUGGAAGAUCUAGACGAUGUGGAUGGCUGGAUAUUCCCCAACUGAAGUACUCUGUCGCAAUCAACGGUUUCACUUCAUUGAACCUGACUAAGGUUGAUGUAUUGACUGGGCUUCCCGACAUCAAACUAGCUACAAAAUACAAGUACAAAGGAGAAUACCUCAGCACUAUGCCUGCUAGCUUGUCGCAAUUAAAAGAUGUUGAGGUUGAAUUCGAAACUUUGCCUGGUUGGACCGAAGAUAUCUCGCGAUGCAAGUCCUUCGAUCAACUGCCUGCGAAUUGCCAAAACUACAUUCUUCGAAUCGAGCAGCUUGCUGGAGUUCCCAUCAGAUGGAUUGGUGUUGGCCCCAAUCGUCUGGAUGUGGUCGAUCGUGGUGAAGAAUUUGAAAGUUUAGAGUAA